This is a messenger RNA of Parascedosporium putredinis, 1173 nucleotides long. The record is from the annotation of a GenBank genome assembly. NCBI's taxonomy places the organism in Eukaryota, Fungi, Ascomycota, Sordariomycetes, Microascales, Microascaceae.
AUGGCUUGGCUCAUGGCUGGGCCAGUGCUAGGCCACCCCCUUUGCGGUGUGAGUCCCAAUCAGGUUGCAAAGCCCACCCAGAAGAGCCUUCCCCCUGCGUGUUGUCUUCGCGAUGCAUUUCCCAAGCACUCUCGGUCUCCUCGCCGCUAUUGCGGCUCCCUCACCUCUGCCGUCGACCCCCUUGAGGUGAAGGGCCGCUACUUUGUCAACCCCAAUGACGGCUCGCGGUUCCAAAUUGUUGGUAUUGAUUACCAACCUGGCGGUUCCGCGGGUUACAAGCCCGACCUGGGCAGGGAUCCCCUCUCCGACCGGGACCACUGCCUUCGAGAUGCCGCCCUGAUGCAGGUUCUCGGUGUCAACACCAUUCGCGUUUAUAACCUCGACCCCAACAUCAACCACGACGAGUGUGCUAGCAUCUUCAAUGCUGCUGGCAUGUACAUGAUCAUCGAUGUCAACUCUCCCCUCCCCGGCGAAGCCUUGACUUCCUACAACCCCUGGGAAAGCUACUACAACACCUACCUCAACCGCACUUUUGCCAUUGUCGAGGCUUUCAAGAGCUACCCCAACACCCUGCUCUUCUUCUCCGGAAACGAAGUUAUCGACAAGGCCGAGAGCGCCGAGUUUGGGCCCCGCUACAUCCGUGCCGUCACUCGUGACUUGAAGAACUAUAUCAAGAAGCACUCUGACCGCUAUAUCCCCGUCGGCUACUCUGCCGCUGAUGUCCGAGACAUCCUCUGGGAUUCCUGGAACUACUUCACCUGCCGCAUCAAGGGCGAGAAGGAUGACGAGUCUCGCGCUGACGUGUUCGGCCUCAACUCAUACUCGUGGUGCGGUAACGCCACCUUUGAGUCUUCCACCUUCAAGGAUCUCGUCGAGGGCUUUGCCGACACCUCAGUCCCCAUUUUCUUCUCCGAGUUUGGCUGCAACGAGGUCACUCCCCGUCCCUUCACCGAAAUUGCCGCCAUCUAUAGCGACAAGAUGACUCCUGUUUUCUCGGGUGGCAUGGUUUACGAGUACACCCAGGAGAAGAACAACUACGGUCUUGUCCAACUCGACGACGAGGGCAACGCCGAGCUUCUGGUCGACUAUAACACGCUCGCCCAGCGAUAUGGUGCUCUCGACUUCGAUGCCCUCUACUCCCAGAAGGCUGGCGACGACACCCCGAGCCCGUGA